Messenger RNA from Pieris macdunnoughi, 198 nucleotides. NCBI's taxonomy places the organism in Eukaryota, Metazoa, Arthropoda, Insecta, Lepidoptera, Pieridae. The record is from the annotation of a GenBank genome assembly.
AUGAAAUUGUUCAGUUUGCUCACUUUUGUGUUGGCGGUGAUUGCCUUGUUCGCGGGAUUCACAGAUGCAAACCCCAAAGUCAAUGUGGACGCAAUUAGAAAAGGCGGGAGAGCUAUAAGAAAAGGCCUCGGUGUCGUUGGAGCAGCAGGCACAGCACACGAAGUGUACGAACAAGUAAAAAAUAGAAGACAAGGCUAA